UGACAUGUAUUACACGUGCAGUUUAAGUGGGGAAGAGGGAGUGAAUGAUAAGUUGCCUGUGAUUCAGAAUCUUCCGCAUGAGAGGAAAACUAGUGAGCAAGUGUUUAUAUGACAUCUCUGAGUAAAAAGCCAAACUUCUUCAUCAGGCAUUUUUUACCAUCUGUGAAAACUUCCCUGUAAUUCAUUCUCCUUACCACACUAUUAAGAAUUAUACCAAUUGAAAAGAUAUGAAUGAAUAUCCUAAAAAAAGAAAAAGGAAGACAUUACACCCUUCUCGUUACUCAGAUUCCUCUGGAAUAAGCAGAAUUGCAGAUGGAUUCAAUGGAAUUUUUUCUGAUCAUUGUUACAGCGUCUGUUCUAUGAGACAACCAGACUUAAAAUAUUUUGACAACAAAGAUGAUGAUUCUGAUACAGAGACAUCAAAUGACUUGCCAAAAUUUACAGAUGGGAUCAAGGCCAGAAAUAGAAAUCAGAACUACCUGGUUCCUAGUCCUGUACUUAGAAUUCUAGACCACACUGCCUUUUCUACAGAAAAAUCUGCUGAUAUUGAAAUUUGUGAUGAAGAAUGUGACUCACCUGAAUCAGUCAACCAACAAACUCAAGAAGAGAGUCCUAUAGAAGUUCACACCGCUGAAGAUGUUCCAAUUGCUGCAGAAGUACAUGCAAUUUCUGAAGAUUAUGAUAUAGAAACAGAAAACAAUUCCUCUGAGAGUCUCCAAGACCAAACUGAUGAGGAGCCACCAUCUAAACUUUGCAAAAUUCUGGACAAGAGCCAAGCUUUAAAUGUGACUGCCCAGCAGAAGUGGCCUUUACUAAGAGCUAAUAGCAGUGGCCUCUAUAAAUGUGAACUUUGUGAGUUCAACAGCAAAUACUUUUCUGACUUAAAGCAGCAUAUGAUCCUGAAGCAUAAGCGUACUGAUUCAAAUGUGUGCCGAGUAUGCAAGGAAAGUUUCUCCACCAACGUGCUUCUGAUCGAGCAUGCCAAACUGCAUGAAGAGGAUCCCUACAUUUGUAAAUACUGUGAUUAUAAAACAGUGAUUUUUGAGAACCUCAACCAGCACAUUGCAGAUACCCAUUUUAGUGACCACCUUUACUGGUGUGAGCAGUGUGAUGUACAGUUCUCCUCAAGCAGUGAACUCUACCUACAUUUCCAGGAGCACAGCUGUGAUGAACAGUACUUGUGUCAGUUUUGUGAACAUGAAACGAAUGAUCCAGAAGACUUGCAUAGCCAUGUGGUAAAUGAACAUGCAUGUAAAUUAAUUGAGUUAAGUGAUAAGUAUAACAACGGAGAACAUGGACAGUAUAGCCUCUUAAGCAAAAUUACUUUUGACAAAUGUAAAAACUUUUUUGUAUGUCAAGUAUGUGGUUUUCGGAGCAGACUUCAUACAAAUGUUAACAGGCAUGUUGCUAUUGAACAUACUAAAAUUUUCCCUCAUGUUUGUGAUGACUGUGGGAAAGGCUUUUCAAGUAUGCUAGAAUAUUGCAAACAUUUGAAUUCACAUUUAUCUGAAGGGAUUUAUUUAUGUCAAUACUGUGAAUAUUCAACAGGACAAAUUGAAGAUCUUAAAAUUCAUCUAGAUUUUAAACAUUCAGCUGACUUACCUCAUAAAUGUAGUGACUGCUUGAUGAGGUUUGGAAAUGAGAGGGAAUUAAUAAGUCACCUACCAGUCCAUGAGACAACUUGAUUAUAUUCUUUAACUGCCAAAAUGUUAAUGUAAAAUAAUAAAUUUGACUUUUGGAGUUGUUAAAAUGGAUGAUUUUUAAACAACUUAUGAGAAUUGUCUUUAACAAGUAAGUUUUUUUUUUAAUUGUUCGAUUUUCUUAGCGUUGCUACAUUUUUCAUUACAUGUAUCUUAAAUAUGGUAUUUUCAGCGCAGGUAGUUCAUAGUUCUAACCACUAUUGGUGUCAUCUUGUUUCUUAUAUAAGCUCUGAUUUCAUGAAUUGAUGAGAAACAGAUGUACUGAAGAAACUAUACUACAAUUUUCGUUCUGUAACCGCGAGUGCUAUUAACUUUUUUAAACUCAAGACAAGCUCAGUUUUUAAUGUAUGAAGUCAUUAAAAUGCAAUGUAACAUACAAUUAAGUCUACUGAUGCUCCCAUUAAUAAGAACCCAGACCCUCCUCUUGCAUUCCCAUCAGGAAUUAUCCCCGAGGCUAUCAGUGGACUCUCCAUCUGUGUAAUUCUUUUAAUAACACUAGGAGGCAAAUGUUAUAAUAGGAAGAGAAGAUCCAGUUUUGUUGGCAGUCUUUAUUUUAUUCUAUUUUAGCCCUUAUCCAUGAGUUAAAUAAUUUAAGAAAGGAAGUAGUAAGGGGUUUGACAAUAAAAAGUAACAUUUCAUUACUCACAUCCUGUUAAUGAUUCAUUGUAAGGUAUGCAACAGCAGAGUCAGCCCAAACUUCUUGAUGUCAAAUCAUGUAUUGACUGAGAAUACCCACUGUAAUGGGUAUAUUAACACAGUAGUGUAAACAUGGAAUUAGGAAGAUCUGGGAGAUAAGGUAUUCCUGGCCUUUCUUCUUAGCUUGUAGAUGGCAGUCUUUAUUCAUGUGCUAUUCUCUUUGUAUACAAGCCUGUCUCCCAAAUUUCCCUUCUUUAUAAAAUCACCAGUCAUUAACUGGGUUAGUGUUAUUUUAACCUAGUAAAGACCCUAUCCCCAAAUAAGGUCAUAUUUUGAGGUAUUGGGGCUCAGGACUUCAACAUAUGCAUUGGAGGAUGGGAAGAAGAGAAACAACAACCACAUUUCAAUAGCUUCUUAAAUAGCAGUAUCACAAAAAUAGAAUUUUGUCUAUCAUUGGACUCUAAUAAACACUGCCACUAACAAUAUUCAUGUUCAGGAAUAUUGUUACAGUGGAAGAGAUCAGUUUACAAUAUAUGGUUCUCCCACUACAAGAACCAUGGAAAUGUAGCCUAUUUUGAGAAUGGUGACAGCAACAAGCUUUUUCAAAACCAUUUUUAUCUCUACUAUUGCCAUAUAUGGAUAAUUAUAUUCCUAGAAACUCAUUUGAUUGGAACAUUACAGGUAGGGUUGCCCAAUAAAAAUGUUUCUUAGAAGACUUAAAGUCAUAGUGGUUUAAACCGGCAGAGAAUCUUAGAAACCAUCUAGUCUAAACCCUCUAGUUUUCUAUUGUAGAAAUAGGCCAAGGUCACAAAAUCAGUUGUAGCAGACGGGAGUGGAAUCCAAAUUAUUUGGCUUUUAGUCUAGUGUUGUUUCCAUUACAUGGUGUUACAUUAAGAUCUAAAGUUUGUCCUUGGGGUGUUUUCCAUGACUACUUAACCUAGUGACGCGGCUACCUUCUUGGUAAUUCUGUUUUUAUGCCUUUUUGAUAUACAUCCAGGUUCCAGAAUUUUAUUUUCAGGAAACACACUUUAAAUAAGUAAUGCCUUGUUUUUAUUUUCAGUUCUGUAUUUUACUGCUUUACAUUUGAUCACACUAAUCAAAGUGAUUGUAAUGAAACCUCAGGAGAUAUUAAUCCAAGUCUUAGAACCAUAUUUAAUUUUGUACUUUUUGAUGAAUCUGCAGCUUGAGGCCACAUCUCACUGACAGUGUGUCCAAUAAAAACGUUUUACUUUGACUUAACAUUCAGAUAAGUUGAUGACACCAAAAAUUGCUUGGAAAGCUGGUCUAUAUUUCUCGCUUAAAGAACUUCUUUGGAAAAACAACCCUACUUAAAAAGAAAUUUUUCUCACUACUCUGAGUUUUUUAUCCUCAAAAACAAACAUUUCCACUGACCUCUUUUGUGACUUGAACCACACUUCAAGUCUAAGAAUACAUAAUGAUAGUGAUGUUUAUUAGCACUACAAUUGAGUUCUUGGCAUCAAGAAUUCUUGGCAGUAAUGUUGAGCCAUUUUUUUCUUGCUUUUUUUAUCUUCAACAUUGCUGGAGUUAUUACUUACUAAAUUCCAAAUUUCCGCUGUACUACAAAAUUUGGAAGUGAUUGUGCACAACUGCUCUCUUCCUGCUUGUAAAUUUGCCAGUUUUACCACUUUAAAUUACCUGAUUUCCUGAAUACGUGUCAUCACGUGUUAACCAGUUUCUCCGUUUCACAGGACCUAUAUAGCCUGUUAGGUGAUUGCUGGGUUGUUGGGAGGUGUAAUAUAUACAGGUUUUUGGUUUUUGUGCUUUUUUUCCAAUAGACUAACACUAUCCCUAAUUUUUAAAUCUGAUUUGCAAAGCAUUGUAUUUAAUUCCUGGCACUCUACCGUUAACCUUACUUUGCUUGUUUUGUCAGUAUUACUACCUUUUGCAAGAAGUUUAAUAUAUUUCCCAAACUACUAUGAUUAAUUUUUAAUAGAAUUUUUAUGUCUAAAAACACUACGAGUUAUAAUUUGAAAAAGCUAAUAAAAAUCAAAUGGCCACAGGGUGCCGGAGUGGCUCAGUCA
Messenger RNA from Hyaena hyaena (striped hyena), 4378 nucleotides. RefSeq names its product zinc finger protein 639 (gene ZNF639). Bases 228 to 1685 code for a protein of 485 amino acids. Gene Ontology annotation, cellular component: nucleus. Gene Ontology annotation, molecular function: RNA polymerase II transcription regulatory region sequence-specific DNA binding; DNA-binding transcription factor activity, RNA polymerase II-specific. The record is from RefSeq and is a predicted model, not a curated record. The transcript is spliced from 6 exons. Gene Ontology annotation, biological process: regulation of transcription by RNA polymerase II. NCBI's taxonomy places the organism in Eukaryota, Metazoa, Chordata, Mammalia, Carnivora, Hyaenidae.